This is a messenger RNA of Lingula anatina, 840 nucleotides long. RefSeq names its product gamma-secretase-activating protein. Gene Ontology annotation, cellular component: trans-Golgi network. Gene Ontology annotation, biological process: positive regulation of amyloid-beta formation. The record is from RefSeq and is a predicted model, not a curated record. Lineage: Eukaryota; Metazoa; Brachiopoda; Lingulata; Lingulida; Lingulidae.
UUCAGAAUCCCGUGAUCGGAGAUGUUGAAGUUUACGUGUUGCUUUGAUAUUUCCAAAGAAUUUGAACAUUUAAUAAGUGCAACACAAAAUGAGCAAAAUGUGAAUCCAGACCUGUCUGCCACUGUGGUUGGCCAGGAGAAAGAUGGCAUUGUUUUGUAUACAUGGGACAGCAAAUCGCAGUUCAGCGGGGAUAUAGAAGUCACCCAUGUUGGAAUAUACGAUCCAGUUAAACAGACUAAUAAGGUUCUAUUUAUUCAUGAUAAGAAGCUGACCAUAGUAGGGGCCUCAAUCAAUCAGGAACACUCAUUACUAGCUUUCACUUCUUUUGAACCAAGUCAAGAGUGGGAUCAUAGUAGCCAUGUACAACCUAAAGGAACAUACAAGGUAUUUCUGGCUGAACUGCAGCCCCAGAAUAAUGUGUUCAACUUAAACAUCCAGCGGCAGAGAUAUGUAAAGGUUCAGUUUCUCUAUGGCCAGUACAGAGGGUUUGGGGAAACAGCUUAUAAAGAGUCACACAUGCUGGUGUUCUUGCAUAAAGAAGCUAUAGGACUGUAUCAUAUAGCAAUGGCCAGGAUGGGGGACAAGGGAAUUAUGAUGAGUGGACAACCAAAAACUGAAAUUUGUUUUGGGAAGUUUGCCUGGGCGCAGUGGGACAUGCAUCUUCAGCGUCUUUACAUCAUCCACCACAAAAAGGAGAACCUCCACGGCAUGGAGCAAGCAGUACCUGUGUUAGCAGGAUUCCAGUUUCAAGCUCACAUGUUGGAGCAUCCUUUUGAACUGAUGUUUGAUGUGAUACUGGACCUGCCUAUACCUCAGGCUAAAAAAAGCAGCAGAACAUAA